Messenger RNA from Odocoileus virginianus texanus, 571 nucleotides. NCBI's taxonomy places the organism in Eukaryota, Metazoa, Chordata, Mammalia, Artiodactyla, Cervidae. The record is from RefSeq and is a predicted model, not a curated record.
AUGCAGCCACUCCUGCUCCUGAUGGCCUUUCUUCUGCCUCUUGGGUUGGGACAUUUGAAGGAGAUCAUUGGGGGCCAUGAGGCCAAGCCCCACUCCCGCCCCUACAUGGCUUUGGUUCAGUUUCUGGGUGAGAAGAGUUGGAAGAGGUGUGGCGGUGUCCUCAUACAAAAGGACUUUGUUCUGACGGCUGCUCACUGCAGAGGGAGCUCAAUCAACGUCACCCUGGGGGCCCACAACAUCAAACAGCAGGAGAGGCCCCAGCAGGUCAUGCAGGUGAGGAGAACCAUCCGCCACCCAGACUAUAAUCCUAAGAACUUCUCCAAUGACAUCAUGUUACUGCAGGGUGACUUCGGUGGACCCCUCGUGUGUAAAAAAGUGGUCCAUGGUACUUUCUCCUAUGGAAAGAUGAAUGGGAUGCCUCCAGGAGUCUUCACCCAGGUCUCACACUUCCUGCCCUGGAUAAAGAGAACAAUGAAGCGCCUCUAACAGCAGCUUGAGACUGACCUUUGUCUGCACUGACCAUUGUCCUGGGGAAGCAGCAAGAAUCCCACAUGGAUUGGCAGUGGGAUCA